GUGGGCUGUGCCUGCAAAAGGGGUGGCCGCGGGUGCCCCGAGGGCUGCGGGCCCCGGGGGAGGACAUGGGCGACAAGUACGGCGGCCUGCGGCGGGCCCAGCUGCACCUGGAUUUCAUCCACGCCAACUCCACCACGCACAGUUUCCUUUUUGGAGCACUGGCUGAGUUGCUGGACAAUGCAAGAGAUGCAGGGGCUGCAAGACUUGAUGUGUUUUCAGUGGAUAAUGAAAAACUGCAGGGUGGAUUCAUGUUGUGCUUCCUGGAUGAUGGAUGUGGGAUGAGCCCUGAGGAGGCUUCAGAUAUCAUUUACUUUGGAACAUCCAAGAAACGUUCAUCAACCUUGAAGUUUAUUGGGCAAUAUGGUAAUGGUCUCAAAAGUGGAUCCAUGAGGAUCGGGAAGGACUUUAUUCUUUUCACAAAGAAGGAAGAAACGAUGACCUGUGUGUUUUUUUCUCAGACAUUCUGUGAAACAGAAGGUCUUAGUGAGGUUGUGGUUCCAAUACCUUCAUGGUUAACAAGAACCAGAGAAUCUGUCACAGAUGAUCCUCAAAACUUCUCAAUAGAAUUGUCUAUAAUUUUUAAGUACUCUCCAUUUAGAAAUGAAGCUGAACUGAUGCAGCAGUUUGAUGUGAUCUAUGGGAAAUGUGGUACUUUGCUGGUUAUUUAUAACUUGAAGCUCUUGCUUAGCGGAGAACCAGAGUUGGAUGUUAAGACGGACAAGGAAGAUAUACUGGUGGCUGGAGCCCUUGAGGAUUUUCCAGAGAGAUGGUCAUUCAGAGCCUACACAUCUGUUCUGUAUUUUGAACCUUGGAUGAGAAUAUUCAUUCAGGCCAAAAGAGUUAAAACAAAACACCUGUGCUAUUGCCUCUACAGACCCAGAAAGUAUCUAUAUGUCACAUCUUCUUUUAAAGAAGUAUUUAAAAAUGAAGUUAAAAAGGCAGAAGAGGCAGUAAAGAUUGCUAAUCUCGUAUUGAAAGAAGCACAAAUCACAGUAAACCAGCCUGACAGGACUUCUUUGUCUUCUGCCAAGGUUGCAUUACAGAAAGCUCUGGAAGACGUAGAAGCAAAGUAUAAGACUCUUAAAGAGAAACGGAGAGAACUAAGAAAAGCAAGGACACUCUGCUUGUUCUUUGGAGUGAACAUAGAGAAUCGAAGCCAAGCUGGGAUGUUCAUUUACAGUAAUAACCGCCUGAUCAAAAUGCAUGAGAAAGUGGGCCCACAGUUGAAACUGAAGUCCUUAUUUGGUGCAGGUGUGGUUGGAAUUGUUAAUAUACCCUUGGAGAUCAUGGAACCAUCCCAUAAUAAGCAGGAAUUUCUCAAUGUCCGGGAGUAUAAUCAUCUGCUAAGAGUGAUGGGGCAGUACUUGGUCCAGUACUGUAAGGACACCGGGAUGAGUAAUAGAAAUCUAACAUUGUUUUGGAAUGAAUUUGGAUACCAGCAUAACACAGACAUGGAGAAAUCUUUAGAUACUAUUCAAUAUCAAAGACGAAAAGCCCUGGCUAUCCCAUUCAUCAUUCAAUGUGAUCUUUGCCUUAAAUGGAGAGUCUUGCCUUCUUCUAUUCAUUAUCAGGAAAAAGAAUUUUUUGACCUCUGGAUUUGUGCUAAUAAUCCUAACCUCUUGGAAAACAGUUGUUGUCAAGCAGAACGCCUACCUUCCAUCCCUCUGGGCACCAUGAACACAGUGUCGCCAUCAAAAACUGAGAAAGAGAAACAACUUCAAGAGGUGGUGCAAAGGUACCACAGCCGACUGGCUGAACAGCAGCCACAGGAAAGUACGAAAACACAGAAAUUCAGGCCUUGGGGUGAUGACUUGAAUGAAGAGUCUCUUGCAUCCUUUGAGCUUUCUGUCAGCCACAGAGGCAGGAAGACAAACACAGAAGGGUUGGACUCUGAUGUGGAGUACGUUUUGGACACUAAAAUGAAGAGGUCUACACAGAAGAAAGUGAAGCCUCAACAACACAGACAUCCAGCAGCCCUGCCGGAAAACACCCGACUAGCCCAGAGGUCCCAGGUUUUAGGUAAAAGUGAUGCUGAUGUUUCAUUGAAACAAAAAAAGGAAGUUUCUCUUAUGAAAAGAGAAAAGCAGGAGCUGUGCAGUGAUAAUCCAGAAAUAAAGAGAAACUCUUCAUUACCUAACCGGGAAAGUGCACUGAUGGAAGAUUCAAGUCCAGGUUCUGGAUGCAACGCCAGCUUUUCUGUGAGUGGUGGUUGUAACGUCGCUUCUGUACUGACAAAGUCUUCCCAAGGCACAUCUAUCAAGGAAACAGUAAGAAAACUGUCGUCUAAAUUAAGGGAGUUUAUUCUGAAUUUUUUUCCUGAGUAUCAGCUACCAUCAGGAUUUGGCUACACAUCUGUGGAGGAUCUUGCAGCAAGUUUUGAGCUGGAGCAGUGCCCAGAGCAGAUAAACAAAAAGCUGAGAAUGUGCUUCAACCAGAUCCAGAAUGUUUACAUGGUCCAACAUGAAAGAGAACUAAAGAGAAAAAUUCAGUCCAUCACCUAUGAUGCAAAUAGAAGAGGAGUCGUUAAUGAAAUAUCUCUGAGACAAUGUGAAGAAAAAAGAAAAGUUACUGAAAAUAAACUGAAUAGUCUUCGGGAAAAACUGGCAGUUCUGUUGCAGAAAUUCCAGCUGGGUAGUCCGGCAGGAGACCUGGAGCAGAUUGACGGUUAUUUAGAAGCUUUGCUUAAAGAAGAUAAUCCCCUUUUUCGGAACGCUUUAAAUAAAGUGACUACAGAUGCAGGACAUAGUCUCCCUUUAGAAAAAAACUGAAAAUAGUUCUCAAAACUAAAAGUCAGAAAAGAUAUUUCCUUUUAAAAAUGCUAAUAAGAAAAAGGAAGAUUCUUUUCAAAACAUAUUUCGCCUUGUACUCGUUAUUGUACAGUUUGCUCUGUUAAAUUCUAAGAAAAUUGUGUAUUUUAGAAAUAGAGACUGAUUUACAAUGUACACAUUUGCAGUUCUGUUCCAGAACUCUGUUUUUUUCAGAAACUAGUUCUAGAGUUCUCCAGUUACCACGUGAGCAAUGAAGAAAGGGAAAUGUCAGUUAGGCCUAAUUUUUUUUUUUUUUCACUUAAAAGACUAUAAAAACUAGAAAACAGUGGUUUUUAAAAUCCAUGUACAAAGGACUACAGGAUCACCUCCUCUUAAAGCUUUCGUUGAAAAAGAAAGACCGUAUGUCCUUUCUCCGUGAUAGCCAAUACUCAGGAAAGCAGGAAAUAUAUAUCCUCAAAAACUGUAAGAUAUAACUUCUAUGAUAAUUCUAUUGUUGAAUGGUAGUAAAAGUACAAAUCUUCUAAGUAUCAUGUGAAUACAUAUUACAGAUAUGUAAGAAUUGCGUUUUUAUAUUUUCCUUAAUAACUGAUUAUUUUUAUUUGUUUAGAAAUGUCUACAAAUUUGGACAAAAGCAAUAAAACAUUUAAUGUUGUGGAAUUGUAUAAUUUUAAUUUUAUGUACAUACACACAGUAUAAAAUUCAGAACGUGUGAGAUGGGAUAUGGUGGAGAGUCUUCAUCCUAUUCUUUAAACACUUAACUACUCCUCUCCAAUGGUGUGCUUGUACCAGCUACUUGUGUCCAUCCAAAAACAGUGUACAAAAAACCGUAUAAGUCAUUAUACAGAUAUAAAUAUAGACAUGAUG
Molecule: messenger RNA, 3632 nt
Organism: Canis lupus familiaris (dog)
Lineage: Eukaryota; Metazoa; Chordata; Mammalia; Carnivora; Canidae
Gene: MORC1
Product: MORC family CW-type zinc finger 1
Exons: 25
Coding region: 66-2768 (900 amino acids)
Cellular component (GO): nucleus
Molecular function (GO): zinc ion binding
Source: RefSeq, a predicted model, not a curated record